AUGAACCCGCCUUGCGCUCGCUGCGGGAAGACCGUCUACCCCACGGAAAAAGUCAAUUGUCUGGACAAGAAUUGGCACAAAGGCUGUUUUCAUUGUGACGUCUGCAAAAUGACUCUGAACAUGAACAACUACAAAGGCUACGACAAGAGGCCGUACUGCAGCGCUCAUUACCCUAAGACGUCGUUCACCAUUGUUGCUGACACUCCAGAGAACCUGCGCCUGAGGCAGCAGAGCGAGUUGCAGAGCCAGGUAAAAUAUAAGAAAGACUUUGAGGAGAGUAAAGGACGAGGCUUCAGUUUGGUGAUGGACACACCGGAACUACAGCGGCUACGGAGGACUCAGGACGUCAUCAGUAAUGUAUGA
Knipowitschia caucasica is the source of this 363-nucleotide messenger RNA. The record is from the annotation of a GenBank genome assembly. NCBI's taxonomy places the organism in Eukaryota, Metazoa, Chordata, Actinopteri, Gobiiformes, Gobiidae.